AUUCCCGUCGCUUAUACGGUGGUGGUUCGAAGUCGUCUCCCUCUCCCUCUCUCUCUCUCUUCCCAUGAAAGCGGCAAAUGACCUAUGACUGGUGGGGGCCAGCAGCAGCUGCGGAAAGUAAUGAGCGACCCUGUGGAGAAGAUGCUUAACCAGGCAGCUUUGGAGGCUUUGUAUUCUGCUACAUACGUCGACAAUUUCCUAGACACCGUGGAGAACUUACCGGACGAAGUACAGCGAGAGAUAUCCAGCAUGAGAGAGCUGGAUGUCCGAUAUCAAGCCCUCUUGCAAGAUAUGGAGGGUCUUCGAGGCCAGCUCGAGGGUGAGUUGGAUUCUAUCUCUCUCAAACGUAUCAUGGUGCAGAUCCAAGACAAACUUAUAUCAACCCAGGAGAUUGGCGAUGACAAACUUCAAAUCGUACAGCAUAUCUUGGACAUAAUUGAGAACAGACAACGGCAGCUGGAGCUGGACUGUAAGAAUUUAGACUUUGGCCAAGAACCAGAAAAACCAGAGACCUCAAAAGAAAGAGAGCCAGAGAGAGCGAGCAAGAGAGCGCGCCGUACGAGGAAUGAAAACACAGCAAAUCACAACGAAAACUCGAACGAUGCUCCUCCUGUCGCCCAUACAGAAAAAGUUGUCGCUGCCAAGCAAGGAACCACUCAGAAGAAAACCACAAAGAAAAAGAAACGGAAAGCCAGAGCGGAAAGGGAGAGAGAAGAUUCGCCCACGGAAAUUCCUAUUGAUCCUGAUGAACCUACCUACUGUCUGUGUGAGCAGGUCUCUUACGGAGAGAUGAUUGGAUGUGAUAACGAUCUGUGCCCUAUAGAAUGGUUCCACUUCUCCUGUGUCAGCUUGACGAACAAACCCAAGGGGAAGUGGUUCUGUCCGAAAUGCAGAGGUGACAAACCCACCGUUAUGAAGCCCCGCGCUCAGUUCUUGAAAGAACUGGAAAAGUACAAUAAAGAAAAAGAGGAGAAAUCAUAAGAGAAUCUAUUUAAAAAAAGAGGUUUUUGAGUAUGAUUUAUAAUUGUAAAUAAGAUUUAAUUUACAAAAGAUUUUAUCUAUAUUUCACAGAAUUAUAUCAUUUCAUCUUCGACAUGAUACACGUUAAAACUUAGCGGUUAAGUCUCAUGCUCAACAUCGUCUUGUUACCAUUAAUAAUUGUAGUUAAUGCUUCCCUCCAUCUUGAGUAUGAUUGAUGGUGUAUUAUCAAAAUGAAAUCAAGUCUUCUCGGCCAAAGGUAUGGUAGUUGUAGUUAGGCUCUUAGACUCAUUGUUAUGUAACGUAUUUCCACCUCCUGGUGAAAGGUUUCGCUCCGCUUUCUGUUCUGCGGGUGAUACGGAAACACUCGACUGGGAACGGAAUUUGAGAGAAACCAGGAAUUCUACUCUCGUGUUCAUCCCCUUUCUUAGAGCAAUAUCUUCUAUUCCUGCGUGAUCUCGGUUUCGUUACUUCUAAAGUAAGACAAAUUGUAUCCACAAAAUCCCGCUACAGAAUUUAUCUGAGGAUUCCAAUUCCCGGGGCAAAGUUGAGUUCAUGAUUGAAUUUUUAUACAGAUCUAUUGGAUUUUGAGUCUAUUAUUUGAUCAUUGAUGAUGCUGUUAAAAGCUUGUAUUUCUUUAAUCAUUAUUAAUGUAAACAUUUCACAUUGUUUUGUAAGCUAGGCUUGAAAUUUGUAUGCGAGAUGUACUUGGUUAUGUUCACAUUAGGCAACUAUUUUGUUGUUCGGGUGGAGUUUGAUAAUACAGUAGCUGGUCUACUUACAGCAUUAAAUGGUCAAGCAAAUAAAGAUUGCUUGAUAUUAAUACCAACAACUUAUGUUCUUUUCUUCUCAUAAUAAAGUGUGGUACAGUAUUUAAUUGUCGUUAAGCACGUACAGUAUUUUCAGGAAUAUGCAAAGGUCAUAUGAUAAUUCUAUGUAACUGUUGUAUUCAUAAAAAUUUAUCGGAAAAUCUACAGGGAACCCCGAAUAUAGGUAGUAAUUUGUAAAUUUAUUUUUCUAUUAGUCUCUGUAGGCUUUUGUCCCUUUGUUGCUCUUGUGGCUUGACUUCGGCAUAAAGCCACAAAAUUGUUUGUAGCUCUCAGUAAGGUAUGCUAUUUACAUAAUACCAAAGAAUUAUUGUUCUAAGUUCUAGUGACUCAGCAGUACAGAAUAUGUUGUUUUUGUUGAAGUAUCUGAAGAGAGCAUGUGCCAUUUUCCAAUGUGUUUCCUUACUCUGUAAAGCAAUUGAAAUGGUGUAGAAUUACCUUUGUAUGUUUCAAGAUUGCUGCUUCAGUUGGUUUUGGCUGCUAGAUCUUGGGUUUUCAUUAAAAUGAGUCCAUGGCUGCACUAUAUACACUGUAUUUUGCAUUCUUUUGGUUUUAUAUGGCAAGUUGAAACUAAUUUUAAAAUUUGUUCAUGUCAUUUACUGUAAUUAGACAGGUGACUAAUAGGAAAUUGUUUUAACAGAAGUAUUCAUCAAUCAUAUAUCACUUUUUCCAGUUGCUUUAUCACUUGCUGGUCAUAAAUUAACUUUUAUAUAACGAGAAAUAAUGCUAUUUUUAUUUAUUUAUUUAUUUAUUUAGUAUUUAAUUAAUUAUGCAAUCAGUAUAUACAGGAAUUCUAAUACAAAAAACAGAAAAAUCCCUUUAUGUUAUAUAUUUGUACAGCAGCCCUUUUGUGGAUUUUGUAAUCUUUCUACUACUUAUAAUACUGCAAAAUUUCCAAUCCAUUGCCUUCUUGCCAAGCAUGAAAGCAGAUCGAGCGAACUUAUUUGGCGUUACAGUUGUAUAUUGAUUGCUACCAGCAGCAUUUUAUAAACCAUGCUGGUAUGCAAUAACAAGUAAUCUUCAACAUUUGGUGCUUGAGAACGUGUUUCUCGCAUAUAAAAAGUAAUUUCCAAUUGCUUUCUUGUACAGCUUUCAAAGCUUGUGUUAAAAAGGAAGAGAAGGUAAGAGGUGUGAAAAUGUUACUAUGGCUGUCAUAAUUAUUCUCUCAUGAACCAGUUGUGUAGAGAUUGCUGUAUGUAUACUAUAUGCGACUUUGUCUCAUUAAAUAAGUCACAUACACAAACCUCUGAAAGAAAUGUAUUUGCAGCUUAUGAUAUUUUCAGGGAGAGAAUCUGUUAGUCAAUAUUUGCCUCUCUUAAAAAUGAAUCAGUUGGUCAGCAGUAAAGGAGUUAUGAAUGUUAAAUUGUAGUCUGGUAAGAUUAUUUGGUAUGGUAAUAGUAAAAACAGUUCAAAUCAUUUCCAGCAUUUAUGUAGUAAAUAGAAUGGGGUUAACUGUCACCUUUUAAAUAGUGUAAAGUUGCCUAGUGUGAACCAACUUUUAAAAUUACAAAAAUGGAAAGUGUUGGAUUCGUUUCAGAGCAGAAUUUGUAUGUAGCUUUUACUGCCACGUUCAUUUUUUCAUCUUGAAAUGUGCUGUAUUCUUACUAAGUUUGUUCCCUUUCGCAACAUUUAUAUUUAGAGCUUAGAUUUGUAGUACUUUGAUUAAACUUCAGCUAUUCAUCUGAUGAUAAUGCUUAGUAUAGCGCCAUUAUUGUAUUUAUGCAAAAGUGCAUGUAAGAUUAGUUACUGCUGUAGUUUGUGAAGAAACAGUUUCUUCUGGGUGCGUUGGUUGAAUUUGUCAGGAAGUGCUUUCACAGUUGCUAUGCAUAAUUGUUUAAGUACAGUAUUCAUUGUAUUCAUUUACUAAUACCCCGAAGGUUCUGGAUAUCAUCACCACUGAUGAGAUGUGCUGAAAGCACUCUUUGCGGCCCUGUAGAUAUUUCCGCGCGUUAGUUUCUUACGAGUUAGAAUGAAUAAGGUUCUCUCAACCUAGUGAUGGAUUUGGGUCUUUCUCGAAGUAGUAGUUAGGUCGUUAUUUAAAUUGUCCUAUUUUUUCUGCUACAGUAUCUAGCGUUAGCUUAGAACAGUCAAGUGGAAAGUGAGUUCUGAGUUCUGUGGGUGAUUUAUUGAGAUCGGAGACUGAGGAAGUGGUCAGGGUGUGCUGUACAAUCAUUUUAGGACCUAGGUAGACUUUGUUUCAACUAUCUUCUGUGUAGGUGAUGAUGGGUUUACUGCUGAAUAUUAUGCUUGAGGUGUAGAUUUUUUCAGAUACAGAUUAUAUAUGGUAGAGACGGAAAAGGGAUUUAGUUGCAUGAAGGGUGGUUUUCGGUAGUUUUACACUACAAUAUGUGUUUUUGGUUUAAAAGAGUAUCAUUUAAGGAUUUCAUUUAGUGUAAAAGAGUAUUUAAAGAAUUUCAUUUACCAUUCACUGCUGUUUGAUCAUAUGCCUGUAUAGUUAGUUUUAUUUAUCAUAAAAAGUAACAUUUUUUGGAUUUCUUUUACCAUAGGAAGUAACAUUUACAGAUUUCGUUUACCAUGGAAUGUAACAUUUACGGAUUUCAUUAACAAUAAAAAGAAACAUUCAGAUUUAAUUUACCGGAAAAAGUAACAUUAACAUAUUUUAAUUUACCAUAAUUUCUGUAGUGUAUUCUCGGGGAGCGAAGUAAAAAGAAAAAUCCACAUUUUGGUAGUCUUGACAAGACAAGCAUAUUGGAGCUUCGGAAGUAGUUCGCUCAAUCCAUCUUGUUUGACUAGACUGGAUUACUGUAGUGAUGUUUGAAGCCUUUCAGUCAUGAGGUAAAGAGUGCCAGGAGCAGUGCACUUGUUUAAUGACUUUGAAUCUGAUUACAGUAUUUAAUUUUGUGGUGAUCUUAUGAGUGGAAGUGUGUCAGGAGCAGAAGACUUGCUAACAGCUUUAUUUGAAUCAUUAUUUAAUGUGGUGAUGUUCUUUUGAGUAACGGAGUGACAGGAGGAGCAGAGUCUUGUGUACGGCUUUAUUUUAAAAGAUUAUUUCAUUUUGUGAUGUUCUUUUGAGUAAUCAUUUGCAUGGAGGUUAUGUCAAAUUUUAUUUUGGCUGUAAUCGCAUUCUGUAUGAGUCUUCUUUGCGUGUAUUUUUGUUUUAAUAAACAUUAUUGAAACAUG
Molecule: messenger RNA, 4946 nt
Organism: Macrobrachium nipponense
Lineage: Eukaryota; Metazoa; Arthropoda; Malacostraca; Decapoda; Palaemonidae
Product: inhibitor of growth protein 1-like
Exons: 6
Coding region: 85-981 (298 amino acids)
Biological process (GO): positive regulation of DNA-templated transcription
Cellular component (GO): nucleus
Source: RefSeq, a predicted model, not a curated record